CAAACCCUCCCCACAACAAACAUCCCCCACAGCCUCGCCCCCACAAGCCAAGCCAAACACACGUCCGUGCACUCGACUACCCGCUAGCCCACCCCGGAUCCCCAAACGUGCAAUAAAGCCGACCCGAAAAAGCAUGUCAUGCGCUUUCACAUGGGCCGCCUGCGGCUGUCACAUGCGAGUGGUCCGCCCACACCCCAACCACGCGGGCGAGGAAUGGGUAGGAGCUUGAGGGAUGGAUGGCGUAGACAUGUUUGGGAUUGGGGAUUACUUUGCUUGAUUGUAGAGCUUAUAAGCUCAUACAUUCGCAAGAUCGUCAACUCGCCAGCUCGCAUACUCGGGAAUGACGGCGCAAAAAGACAGUAGCAGCGCUCCAAGAUGAUAGACCACGUGCUGGGUCGGCCGUCGGUGCAGUUCCGCAAGAUCCAGGUGCUGGCCGUGGUGUCGUUUUGGUCCUUUUAUCUCUACCGCGGCGACCGCCAUGGCCCCCCGAUCCUUCGCCGCAUCUCGACGUUGCUCUCCAAGAAGCUCACGGCGUGGCAGUCGCUGCUCAUGACGCUCCUCUACCUCUACAUUGCACGCAACUUCGGCAAGCUCGUCGGCCUCGAGUGCCCCGAACCGCUUGCCAAUCUGUACUCGCGCUCGUACUUCCGCGCUACGUGGGUCACGACGGCGCUGGACGCGGGCUUCUGGUCGGCUAUGAAGAUCAAGCGCAAGGGUACUAGGGACCUCCUCAGCGUCGUCUUCAGUAUCUACUACCUCAUCUGUGCCGAGCAGGCCGAUGAGAAGGUCAGGAAGAUCCGGGCCACGCUGACAGUCGACCAUCUGCGCGUCGCCUGGAAUAAAGGCACCACGCCGUACCUGGGCGCCUUGACGAGCCUGAUGCGGCCCCGGCUGAUGUGGUAUCCGCCGCGCAAGAUCAGGAUCCCGCGUCCGCGCGAGAGCUCGUACAAGGAGCCUGUGAUUGCGUGGCUGUACUUCAACGGCCCCAUCAGUGCGCUGAAGAAACACGACAAGGUCGUCUUGGAUAUCCCCGGCGGAGGCUUCGUGGCUAUGGAUCCGAGGAACCACGACGACAAGCUUAUGGGCUGGGCGGGCAAGACGGGCCUCCCUGUGCUGAGUCUGGACUACAGAAAGGCGCCUGAGUUUCCAUAUCCGUAUGCGUUGAAUGAGUGCUACGAUGUGUACCACUCCAUCGUUGCGACGAGGGGAAGGUGCAUGGGUCUUUCGGGGGAACAAGAGCCUAGGAUUCUGGUCUCUGGAGACUCUGCGGGAGGGAAUCUCGCCGUGGGCAUGGUGCUUAUGAUCCUGCAGAGUGGAUCGACGGCGACGCGCAGAUGGCAGGGUGAACUCGAGCUGCCGCCCCCAAUCGGCUGUAUCCUGGUCUAUCCAGCGCUGGACAUGAACAUUGGGAACUGGAUGACCGACGAGCAAAUGGCCCUCAUCCGCGACCGAAGAGUGCGCAAGACCAACCGACCCAUCCUACGCCACAAGAGCGACGACUACCGCCACCUCGCCCCAAACACACCAGGCGUGUCCGACAACUCGGACAGCGAGGAUGAGAAACCCAGAAAGACACGCCCAGCCGACAGCCCAAAGCCCAUGAGCGAACGCGUCCUCACUUCCCCACAGACAGCUAUCAAGCUCUCCUCCGCACACACGGGAAUCGACACCCACGCCCUCCCUCCCAUCAACACCAGCAUAGCCCAAAACAGCACCAUCUCCCAAACCCCCGACGUCCUCACCCCCGUGGCAAACAGCACCGCAGCCCCCAACACCACCACCACCACCACCGCCGCCGCCGCACCCCCCGCAACAGCCAUAAAAACGCGCCUCGCAACCUCCAGCAUGAUAUCCUACUUCAACGACCGCAUCCUCACCCCCGAAAUGAUGCGCGCCAUGAUCAUCCUCUACGUCGGCCCACACAUAAAACCCGACUUCAGCACAGACUUCCUCCUCUCGCCCUGCCUCGCGCCCGAAUCCCUCCUCACGCGCUUCCCGCGCACCUGGAUGCUCACCGGCGAGCGCGACCCGCUCGUCGACGACACACUCAUCUUCGCCGGCCGCUUGCGCCAGGCUAAGCGCGCUGCGUGGCUGACGGGCAAGGAGCUGGGGCUUGAGUGGGCGCGCGGCGAGUUCCGCGAGGAGAGCGUCGUUAGCGUCGAUUUGAUUCCUGGGAUUAGCCAUGGGUUUUUGCAGUUCGUGGGCGUGUUUCCCGAGGGCUGGAAGUAUAUCUUCCGUUGUGCGAAGUGGAUUGGUGAGGCGUUUGAGCGGGAUGAGGCGGGUGAGGCGGUUACGCCGCGCCCGAGGGGGAGGGGUCGGGAUGGGGGGGAUUACUUUGGGUCUGGGGCUACGGUCGGGUUGGCGGAGGCGGUUGGUGGGUUGAGAGAGGGGAGGGCGAGGCAUCAUUAUCGGUCGGGCACGGCGAGCUCGGCGGAGGAGGAUCGGCCGUUGGAGAUGACUGUUCUGAGGGGGAAGGCGAAUGGGGGUGGGAAUGGGAGGGUGAAUGGGUCGGCGAGGGUGCGUAGGAGUGAUGGGCGGAGGGGCAGGAGGAAGUCGUUGGUUAGUCUGGCGAGUGAGGAUGAUUUGCUGGGGAGGAGGAUGAAGGGGCUCACUGGGGGGUUGGGGGGUGAGGGUCUGUUGAAUGAGGUGUAG
This is a messenger RNA of Dothidotthia symphoricarpi CBS 119687, 2652 nucleotides long. RefSeq names its product alpha/beta-hydrolase. Gene Ontology annotation, cellular component: cytosol. NCBI's taxonomy places the organism in Eukaryota, Fungi, Ascomycota, Dothideomycetes, Pleosporales, Dothidotthiaceae. The transcript is spliced from 3 exons. The record is from RefSeq and is a predicted model, not a curated record. Gene Ontology annotation, biological process: triglyceride catabolic process. Bases 376 to 2652 code for a protein of 758 amino acids. Gene Ontology annotation, molecular function: sterol ester esterase activity; triacylglycerol lipase activity.